CCCUGCCCUCCUGGGCAGCCCGGGCAGCAAGGACGGCACCAAGGGAGCUGCCCAUGGACAGGGCCCCACAGAGACACCACCAAGCCUCUCGGGAGUUGCUGGCUGCAAAGAAGACCCACACCUCACAAAUUGAAGUGAUCCCUUGCAAAAUCUGUGGGGACAAGUCCUCUGGAAUCCACUACGGGGUUAUCACCUGCGAGGGCUGUAAGGGUUUUUUCCGUCGGAGCCAGCACUGUAACGUGGCCUACUCCUGCACCCGCCAGCAGAAUUGCCCCAUCGACCGCACAAGCCGAAACCGAUGCCAGCACUGUCGCUUGCAGAAGUGCCUGGCACUGGGCAUGUCCCGAGAUGCUGUCAAGUUUGGCCGCAUGUCCAAGAAGCAAAGGGACAGUCUGCAUGCCGAAGUGCAGAAACAACUGCAGCAGCAGCAGCAGCAGCAGCAGCAGCAACAGGAACAAGUGGCCAAGACCCCUCCCGCAGGGGGCCAAGGGACAGACCCCAUCUCCUGCACCUUGGGGAUCCCAGAUGGGCAGCUACCCCUGGGCUCCUCACCUGACCUGCCCGAGGCCUCUGCCUGUCCCCCUGGCCUCCUGAGAGCCCCUGGCCCUGGGCCCUCCUACUCCAACAGCUUGGUCAAGGCUGGGCUCAACAGGCCCUCCUACCACCUGGAAUACAGCCCUGAGCGGGGCAAGGCCGAGGGCAGAGAGAGCUUCUAUAACACAGGCAACAGAUGUGGACUUCACUUUGAGGACCCCAGGCAUCAAGGGCUUGGGGAGCCAGGACAGGGCCUGAACAGCUACUGCAGCCCCAGUUUCCGCAGCGCCCCAGAGGCACCUUAUUCAUCCCUGACAGAGAUAGACCACCUGGUACAGAACGUGUGUAAGUCCUACCGAGAGACAUGUCAGCUGCGGCUGGAGGACCUGCUUCGGCAGCGCUCCAUCAUCUUCUCCCGGGAGGAGGUGGCCAGCUACCAGAGGAAGACUGUGUGGGAGAUGUGGGAGCGCUGUGCCCACCGCCUCACCGAGGCCAUUCAGUACGUGGUGGAGUUCGCCAAAAGACUCUCAGGCUUCAUGGAGCUCUGCCAGAAUGACCAGAUCGUGCUACUCAAAGCAGGAGCAAUGGAAGUGGUGCUGGUUAGGAUGAGCAGGGCCUACAAUGCUGACAACCAUACAGUCUUUUUUGAAGGCAAAUACGGUGGCAUGGAGCUGUUUCGAGCCUUGGGCUGCAGCGAGCUCAUCAGCUCCAUCUUUGACUUCUCCCGCUCGCUGAGUGCCUUGCGCUUCUCCGAGGACGAGCUUGCCCUCUACACGGCCCUGGUGCUCAUCAAUGCCAACCGGCCAGGGCUUCAGGAGAAAAGCAAAGUAGAACAACUGCAGCACAAUCUGGAGCUGGCUUUUCAUCAUCAUCUCUGCAAGACUCAUCGCCAAGGCAUCCUGGCAAAGCUGCCGCCCAAGGGGAAGCUCCGGAGCCUGUGUAGCCAGCAUGUGGAAAAGUUGCAAACCUUCCAGCAUCUCCACCCCAUCGUGGUCCAGGCUGCUUUCCCUCCACUCUACAAGGAGCUCUUCAGCACAGAAAUCGAGUCUCCCGAGGGGCUGUCCGAGUGACCUGGAGGAUGGACUCCUUUCCUUUCCCUCAGCCCUCUGGCUCACCUCUCUGGAGCCCUUCCCACCUCAGGCUUAUUCUUUCCUGUGCCCCCUGGAGGGUGGCCCCCCGCAGAUUCUUUGGAAGCAAAUGCUGAGCCAGAUUUUCAGCCCACAGGCAUGCCUGGCCUUGAGCCAAGGCCAGAGGGUGGGGGUGGAGGGACACCAUCUCCAGCCCAAGCUUUGUUUUGUCUCAUUGACCCUGCCCACCUUCAGGGAGGCCUGGGGUGGGCUGUAAGGACCUCUAGGAGGACAGAGGUGUCCUCAGAACAACAAGGAGUCCAGGAUACCCCAGGUGAAUGAAGCUCAACUAUAGGCUCAGAAGCUAAUAGGCCUUUGAAAUACCUCAUUGCAUUUCCCUGUGGGCUUCAGCUGUGGACGAUGGAUCAAGCUCAGAGACUGGCACUGGAGCCCAGAAGGACCUGUAUAUAACGUGAAUCUGGAUCUUU
Molecule: messenger RNA, 2089 nt
Organism: Talpa occidentalis (Iberian mole)
Lineage: Eukaryota; Metazoa; Chordata; Mammalia; Eulipotyphla; Talpidae
Gene: RORC
Product: RAR related orphan receptor C
Exons: 11
Coding region: 54-1604 (516 amino acids)
Biological process (GO): regulation of transcription by RNA polymerase II
Cellular component (GO): nucleus
Molecular function (GO): zinc ion binding; nuclear receptor activity; RNA polymerase II cis-regulatory region sequence-specific DNA binding
Source: RefSeq, a predicted model, not a curated record